This is a messenger RNA of Sesamum indicum (sesame), 1160 nucleotides long. Its product is annotated as BRI1 kinase inhibitor 1. Gene Ontology annotation, molecular function: kinase inhibitor activity. Gene Ontology annotation, cellular component: plasma membrane. The record is from RefSeq and is a predicted model, not a curated record. Lineage: Eukaryota; Viridiplantae; Streptophyta; Magnoliopsida; Lamiales; Pedaliaceae.
ACAAGAACACCCCACCCCACCCCACCCCAUCCCACCCCCUAUCUCCACUGCUUUCUUUCUGAUUAUCCUUAUCUUGCACAGAAAUAUUUGUCAACACUCAUAACUUAGAAAAAAAAAAAAAAAAAGUUUGUACCAGAGUGAUUAUUAGGCUUAUAAUCAUCAGAGACAUGGGAAGGCAGCAACAGGCGUUAAUGGUGAGGGACAAAGCAGGAGAAGAGAAACAGCAGUAUGAGGGACAACAAGCAAAGCAGCAGGUACAACUCAGUAGUCCAGCUUCAGCUUCAUCCUCAUCCUCUCCCUCCCAUGAAUUCUCCUUCACUAUCUCCCUCCACCCGUCGGAGAUCCAGGCCGACGCCAAAACUAGGUCUCCUCCUCCGUUUGCCAUUGACUUAUCUCCGGCGGAUGAAAUCUUCUUCCACGGCCACCUUCUCCCCCUCCACCUCCUCUCCCACCUCCCUGUCUCCCCACGCGCCUCCACCAAUUCGCUCGACAGCUUCACCCUUCCGAUAAAAGAACUUCUCCAAGAAGACAACAACGGCAACAACAGGACAAAUUCUAACGACGAGGAUGAUGAUCACCAAGAAAGCAGGCAUGUUCUGGACGGAAAAGGGAGAGGGAAGUCGAAAUCCUUCUCCCUGUUUGGGAGUAUGCCAAAGUGGAGAAAAGUUAAGGACGAGCAUGAUCACGAUCACGAUCACGAUCAAGAUCAAGAUCAGAGGGCUCGGAAACGGAAAUCGAGAUUCGAGGUUGUGAAGAGGUACAUGAGAUUGGUGAAGCCCUUUCUCUCGUUGAGAAACCGGAGAGGGAGUUCCGACGAAUACCUCCGGCGACAGCCCUUCUCGUAUUCCGGGAAUUUGAGGGUGAGGAGCAAGAAGGAGGUGAGGGGAAGGAGAGGGGAACUGUCCGCGCCGGCGUCCAUGAGGACUUCUCCAGGGAACAGUGGGGUGUUGGUGGGAAGUGGGAGUGUUACUCCUACUGCCAGCAGUGAUAGCACCAUGGAAGAGUUGCAGGCCGCAAUUCAAGCUGCGAUUGCUCACUGCAAGAAGUCAAUUGCGACGGAUAAUCAAAUGAGUUGAGCAUCCGUCGCUGAUAGGUCCGGAUGGUUAUACUGUAGAAGAAUUUUUACUCAAGGUAUUGAUUUUCUUCUUUGUAUAAAAUGU